This is a messenger RNA of Entrophospora candida, 151 nucleotides long. The record is from the annotation of a GenBank genome assembly. NCBI's taxonomy places the organism in Eukaryota, Fungi, Glomeromycota, Glomeromycetes, Entrophosporales, Entrophosporaceae.
AUGAGCAAUAAUACUAUUAAUUAUUGUGUUCACUGUGAUUACUUGAUUAAUAUCUCCACUCCAAAUGAAAUGGUUGCUGAACUCAAAAAUAGGAUUAAGUAUAAGGUUCCCUUUGAUAAUUUUGAUCUCUGCAUUAAUGAUCUUGGUCAAG